AUGACUCUCUUCUCCCUCUUUCUCUCGCUCUCUUUUCUCUCUCUCUCUCUCCUCUCUCUCUCUCUAUCUAUCUAUCUAUCUAUCUCUAUCUAUCUAUAUAUAUAUAUAUAUAUAUAUAUAUAUAUAUAUAUCUAUAUAUAUAUUCAUAUCUAUAUCCUCAGUCUGACCCCUCUCUAUCUAUCUAAUUUUUCUCUCUCACAAUCUCAAUCUCUCUCUCUCUCUCUCUCUAUCUCUCUAUCUAUCCCACUAGCUAUCCCAGUCUAUUCAUAUCUAUAUGAUAUCUUAUCCCUCUUUCUGACCCCCCUCUUUUCUCUCUCCCUCUCUCUCUCUCUCUCUCUCUCUCUCUUGCAUAGCGAAGAAUUUUUGUGUACUCAUUCUUUAUCUAUCUAUCUAUCUAUCUAUCUAUCUAUCUAUCUAUCUAUCUAUCUAUCUAUCUGUUUCAGUCUAUCUAUCUAUCUAUCUAUCUAUCUAUCUAUCUAUCUAUCUAUCUCAGCCAUUCCAUAUAAUAUAUCUACCGAUCUAUCUAUCUAUCUAUCUAUCUAUCUAUCUAUCUAUCUAUCUAUCUGCUUUAAUCUAUCUCAGCCAGUCCAUAUAAUCUAUCUAUCUAUCUAUCUAUCUAUCUAUCUAUCUAUCUAUUUCCGCUCAUUAAAAUCAUUAUCUAUCUAUCUAUCUAUCUAUGUUGAUGUCUACGAGGGAGAAGACUGA
Acanthosepion pharaonis is the source of this 705-nucleotide messenger RNA. NCBI's taxonomy places the organism in Eukaryota, Metazoa, Mollusca, Cephalopoda, Sepiida, Sepiidae. The record is from the annotation of a GenBank genome assembly.